CUCUCCCUCUCAUACAAGUGGUUCAGACUGAAGUGGAAGAAAGAAGGAAGUGCGACCAGGGUGGCAGUCAGGAUCCAUUGCUGGAGUGAGCAGAGGAGGUGGAGAUGCUCAUCAGACUUUCUGCUAAACUCUCUUCCGGGUCUCCUCUUCACUGACUGUGUCUCCUCACAGCAACUUACCAACAACAUGAGCUCCUCUUCAGCCAGCCUCCACAGCAAGCGCCUGCCCUAAGAUUCCCCAUGUGAGCGCUUCUCCUGCCAGAGCUUGUUGUCAAGAUCCGAGUGAUCCGAUGUAAAAAGACCUGGAUAGUGAGCUGAAACGGAGCGAGGGCAGAUGCUUCCAGAUGUGGACGCAGCACAGCAGCUGAAACUGAGGGAGAGACAGCGCUUCUUUGAGGAGGUUUUCCAGCACGAUGUGGAUGUCUUCCUGUCCUCUGCGCAUCUUUCCAUCAGGGACUACAAGAGAACAGCUCCCAUCGGCAGCAUCUCGUCCAUGGAGGUGAAUGUGGACAUGCUGGACCAGAUGGAGCCGAUUGACAUAUCAGAUCAGGAGGGCUUGGACGUUUUCUUCAGCUCGGUGGGAGAUGAUGGAGUCCUAACCUCCCCACUUCCUGCAAUGCAAGGUAGCAGCAGCAUCAAUGAGGAGGCUCUUGGUAAAGGACGCUUUCUGAAUGUCCUGGAGGGUCUGGACAGGAAGCCUCGCAUAGUGUCCACCUCCUCAGAUUCCUCCUCUGACAGUCAGAAUCUCAACGUGAAUGGGGCAGACACACCGCUGGCCGGAUCUGAUGAUGAGGAGUUGCACAGCAACAAGAGGGAAAUGACGGAGAUUCAGAGAGCUUCAUCUACAAACAGGAAAGAGCAGAAAACCCAGCAUACGUCUCCAUCUUUCUAGACACCACCUGCAGCUGUCCUCAACUUAAACUGAAGACAGGGGAACUGGCAGGAAACUUAAACUCCUUAAAGAGACUUAUAUCCCUCCUUCUUCCCACCCCUCUGCUGAAAUGCUGGAGUUCUGUGUGUUAUGGAGGUCUAUUUCUUGGAGCUGUAAAUAUGCUAAUUUUUCAUUUCUGUCUAGGCAUGAUGAGUCCUCUGCCUUUGACCCUGCAGGCUGAAGCAGAGGAACUCUACUGUAUUAACACGAGUCAGAAUAGUAAAGCAAUAUGUGUAAAAGAGGUCAUUUUGAGUAACAAAUGAUUUACAAUGUGUGUUUUUUUUAAAGUAACAUGUCUGGCAAAUGCAAAUUCAAAUAUUUUUUAUGUAUAACUUUGACAGUUUGUUUCUGAUUUUAACAAUAAAGGAAGCAAUAAAAAACC
This is a messenger RNA of Oryzias latipes (Japanese medaka), 1312 nucleotides long. The record is from RefSeq and is a predicted model, not a curated record. Lineage: Eukaryota; Metazoa; Chordata; Actinopteri; Beloniformes; Adrianichthyidae.